Messenger RNA from Manduca sexta (tobacco hornworm), 770 nucleotides. Its product is annotated as protein lethal(2)essential for life. Gene Ontology annotation, biological process: protein refolding; response to heat. Gene Ontology annotation, molecular function: protein folding chaperone. The coding region runs from base 106 to 675 and encodes 189 amino acids. The transcript has a single exon. NCBI's taxonomy places the organism in Eukaryota, Metazoa, Arthropoda, Insecta, Lepidoptera, Sphingidae. The record is from RefSeq and is a predicted model, not a curated record.
ACGCCGCGAUAUGCGUUGCAUGGUAUAUUGAAGCGAGACUCGAGCGAGUAUGCAGCGAGUUCGUGAGUGAUAACUUGAAAAGUUUCUAACAUUCAAACUGCAGAAAUGGCCUUAAUACCUUACUUUUUUGAUGAAAUGCGUCCACGUCGUCUGCGUGACCAGCUAUUUGGAAUGGAUUUAUCGCCGGAUGAUUUUUUGACUGAUAUUUUUGAUCGCCCGAUGAUCCGUAUGAGGCAAUACAUUCGUCCGUGGAGGAACAUCGCAGCGGCGGCGCGCGACGUUGGUUCCACCAUCAAGACCGACAAGGACAAAUUCCAAGUCAACUUGGACGUUCAGCAUUUCGCUCCAGAGGAAAUAUCGGUGAAAACAUCCGACGGAUUUAUCGUAAUUGAAGGCAAACAUGAAGAGAAGAAAGAUGAACAUGGUUACAUCACGCGACAAUUCAAGCGCCGGUACGCGUUACCUGAAGGGUGCAAUCCUGAGACCGUUGAGUCCAGGCUAUCAUCAGAUGGUGUUUUGAUUGUCACAGCGCCAAAGUCUUCUGAAAACAAAGAAGAGAGGGCUAUUCCUAUCACUCAAACUGGUCCUGUGCGCCGGAAACAGCGAGAGGAAGACGAAGUGAAUGGCGAGGUUGAAGAAGAAACUAAAUCUCCACAGAAGAAACGUAGGCGUUAAUAACUUAAAUUUUAAUGUCCCUAUUCCAAUAAGACUGAUUUUUUUUUCAUUGUAAUUUAAUUAAGUUUAAAUAAUAAACGAAUCAUUAAGGAUGU